AUGGUUCUGACUGUUGGCUCAACCUCUCCAUGCUUUGGUAAUGUCGUCAAAAUGAAGGCCGUUCUCUCUUCCGGACUGUUGCCUUCCUCCCGGCUGGUCUCGUGUAGUGGGUAUGUUGGUCAUAGACUAGUAUCCCUCCGACCCGGCCAGAAUGGAAACCAAAUCAGUGUUUUCUCAACUUCGGCCCCCAGGAACUCGACAGAGGUCCCAAAGCCCUCCGGAACACCUUACUCCAACUUGACUAUUGGAAUUCCUCUUGAAACUUUCCCCAAUGAGCGUCGUGUCGCUAUAGCUCCCCAAAAUGUGGCCCAGCUCCGCAAGAAGGGCUUCAAAAAGGUCAUUAUUGAACAAGGAGCUGGUGCUGAAUCUAGCUUCUCUGACCGUGCCUAUGAAGCUGCCGGCGCUACAAUUGGAGACAGGAAGUCUGUCUGGUCUGACAGCGAUAUCUUGCUAAAGGUUCGAGCACCUAAUCUUGAUACCGAGGUUCCGAAUCUUCGUCGUGGAUCUACUCUCGUUUCGUUCAUCAGUCCAGCCGUCAACAAGCCUUUAGUUGAGGCUCUAGCAAAACAAGAAACUACCUCUUUCGCUAUGGAUAUGAUUCCUAGGAUCUCUAGGGCCCAAGCAUUUGACGCAUUGAGCUCGAUGGCCAAUAUCGCUGGUUAUAAAGCCGUUUUGGAAGCCUCGAAUCAUUUCGGACGUUUCUUUACUGGACAAGUCACCGCAGCCGGAAAGAUCCCUCCUUGUAAGGUCCUCGUAAUUGGUGCUGGUGUAGCUGGUCUUUCAGCUAUUGUCACCGCCCGUCGUAUGGGUGCAAUCGUUCGAGGAUUUGAUACUCGAGAGGCUGCCCUCGAACAGGUACAAUCUCUCGGCGCAGAGCCAAUCCGUGUCGACUUUGAAGAAUCCGGCGAAGGAGGAGGCGGGUACGCCAAAGUCAUGUCCAAAGAAUUCAUCGAGGCCGAAAUGAAACUCUUCCAUCAACAAGCUAAGGAAGUUGAUAUUAUUAUUACUACCGCUCUAAUCCCUGGAAAGCCCGCUCCUCGAUUGAUCACGGACGAAAUGAUCGCUGACAUGAAACCCGGCUCUGUAAUUGUUGAUCUUGCUGCCGAAGCUGGCGGAAACGUAAGUUUAACCAAAGCGGGCGAAAUUGUCACCAAGAACGACGUACAUAUCAUUGGCUAUACCGACCUCCCAUCCAGGCUUCCUACCCAAUCUUCGACUCUAUAUGGCAACAACAUUACCAAGUUUCUUCUUUCCAUGGAAGGAGCCGAAGGAAAAUCCUUCGCCGUAGACCUCAACGACGAAGUGGUUCGAGGUUCAAUCGUAACUCAAAAUGGUUCUAUUCUGCCGCCUGCUCCACGUCCAAUCCCCCCGCCACCUCCUCCAACCAAGUCUAAGGUUGAUGAUAAAGCGACCCAAACACUUGAAAUAACCCCAUGGCAAAGGACUACCCAGGAAGUUGCUGUUGCUACAGGCGGACUUGGCGGACUUUUGGCUCUUGGAAAACUGACUUCACCUAUCUUCAUGAGCAACAUCUUCACUUUUGGUCUCGCCGGUCUUGUUGGAUAUAGGGCAGUUUGGGGUGUUCAACCGGCUCUCCAUUCCCCUCUCAUGAGUGUCACAAAUGCAAUCUCUGGUAUGGUCGGCGUUGGAGGCUUCUUCCUUAUGGGUGGAGGCUACUUCCCAGGGACCUUCCCUCAGUUGCUCGGUGCGGUAUCAGUUGCCCUAGCCUUCGUCAAUGUCUCUGGUGGUUUUGUUAUCACAAAGCGCAUGUUGGAUAUGUUCAAACGACCAACCGACCCACCAGAAUAUGGAUACCUUUGGUCAAUUCCUGCCGGCGUGUUUGGUGCCGCUUUCGUCGCUUCUGGACUUGGAGGCCUCGCCAUCGAUGGCCUUCCCACCGCCGGAUAUCUCGUAUCUUCACUCCUUUGUAUUGCCUCUAUUUCAGGAUUGUCGUCCCAGGCCAGCGCCAGACGAGGAAAUAUUCUCGGAAUGCUUGGCGUUGCAGUUGGUGUACUCGCAGCUCUUUCAUCCCUCGACUUUUCGCCCCAGACUUUGACUCAAUUUGGAGUCCUUGCUGCUCUUGGAGGGAUUGCUGGUGCAGCCAUUGGAUUUAGAAUUACACCUACUUCACUCCCACAGACUGUUGCUGCCCUUCAUUCCGUCGUUGGUCUCGCAGCCGUGUUUACAAGUAUCGGACUGGUACUUGGCCAUGUUAAUGAUAUCUCGACUUCACAUCUCGUUACUGCCUAUCUCGGAGUCCUCAUUGGUGGCGUUACUUUUACUGGUUCAAUUGUCGCAUUCUUAAAACUCGCUGGCAAGAUGUCAUCAAAGCCGUUGGUUUUGAAAGGGAGACAUGCAAUAAAUUCAGGAUUAUUAGGAGCUAAUAUCGCCACCGGCGCACUUUUCGCAACUUCAGCAAUUGGAAAUCCUGGUAUUGCUGCAACAUGCUUAACAGUGAAUGCACUUCUUUCUUUUGCGAAAGGCUACACCACGACCGCAGCAAUCGGAGGAGCAGAUAUGCCCGUAGUCAUCACAGUCCUUAAUGCCUACUCCGGAUUUGCUCUCGUCGCAGAGGGUGUCAUGCUAGACAAUCCUCUUCUAACAACUGUCGGAUCACUCAUCGGGGUCAGCGGUUCCAUCCUCUCGUACAUCAUGUGCGUUGGUAUGAAUCGGUCCAUUACAAACGUUCUUUUCGGAGGCAUCGCCCCAAUUGCGCAAGAAGAACAUAAAAUGGAAGGAGUUAUCACCAAAACCUCAGUUGACGAGACAGUAGACGCCCUACUAAACUCUGAAAGUGUCAUAAUUAUUGUUGGGUACGGCAUGGCAAUGGCCAAAGCCCAAUACCCAAUUGCUGAGAUCGUUAAAAUCCUCCAAGCCCGCGGAAUCAAAGUUCGCUUCGCCAUCCACCCGGUCGCAGGGCGCAUGCCCGGCCAGUGCAAUGUGCUCUUAGCUGAAGCAUCUGUGCCGUACGACAUUGUACUCGAAAUGGAUGAAAUCAACGAGGAUUUCCCGGAUACUGAUCUCGCCUUGGUUAUUGGUGCAAACGACACUGUCAACCCAAUUGCGCUUCGCCCAAACAGCCCGAUCGCUGGUAUGCCCAUUAUUGAUGCUUAUAAGGCCAAGUCCGUUAUUGUUAUGAAGAGAGGCAUGGCGUCUGGCUAUGCUGAUGUCCCAAAUCCGAUGUUUUACAUGCCCAACACUCGCAUGCUUUUCGGCGAUGCUAAGGCUACUUGUGACGCAAUCAAAACCGGAUUAACUAGCCGCGGAACACAAACAGAUUAA
This is a messenger RNA of Orbilia oligospora ATCC 24927, 3282 nucleotides long. RefSeq lists its product as uncharacterized. The record is from RefSeq and is a predicted model, not a curated record. The coding region runs from base 1 to 3282 and encodes 1093 amino acids. Gene Ontology annotation, molecular function: NAD binding; NADP binding. The transcript has 10 exons. Lineage: Eukaryota; Fungi; Ascomycota; Orbiliomycetes; Orbiliales; Orbiliaceae. Gene Ontology annotation, cellular component: mitochondrial inner membrane. Gene Ontology annotation, biological process: NADPH regeneration; proton transmembrane transport.